Molecule: messenger RNA, 1149 nt
Organism: Soboliphyme baturini
Lineage: Eukaryota; Metazoa; Nematoda; Enoplea; Dioctophymatida; Soboliphymatidae
Source: the annotation of a GenBank genome assembly
AUGAUUCAAACAUCCGAGAGUCACCUCUGGGAGGUAAUCGAAAAGAUUACCGGCCAGGGAACGGUGGAACGAGUGAAGAAGCUACGGGACUUUGCAUUUGUCCAUUUUACGACACGAGAAGCAGCUCUUCAAGCAAAGGGCGUACUGGACGGUAAAACCGACAGUGGAUACCGAAUGGUGCGCAAUGCCUCCGGCAUUAAAAACAUGAGUUUAAGGUCCAUGGGGGUCAACAACAGCUGCGGAAGUCGUAGAAGUACCGAAGAGAUGAAGUUCAAGGAUUUGUCCACGGUUUCCGUUGUUCCGACGGCCGUGCAGCAACCGUCCGGAGUCCUGCUUGUGCCUAGUGCGUUGGCUAUGCCUAAGACUGCUUCGCUUACGUUGGCAGCCAGUUCGCUACCGACAGCUCCAUUGGUCACUCCGGUCGUGCCACCAUUCGCUACACCUGCGUCCAACAUGCACGUACUGUACGGUUUUUGUCAGCUGCUAGAAGACUACUGUGAGCAAAGCAACUGGGGUGCCCCUCAGUACCAGCUGGUAACGACGUUGAGUAAAUCGAGCAGCGGCCAGGACUUGCCUCUUUAUGCUUACAAGCUGGUUAUACCGUCGCUGAUCCAGUCGUAUGGCAGUUUCCAGGCGAACAAACUUUUUAUUGAUGCUCAGGAAGCAAAGGAAUUCGUAGCAUACGUCGCACUGUUGCAGUUAGGCAUCCCAUUUUCUACUUGUGCCGCUUGCUUUGCUAAACAGCUUAAGAUCUCUCUCAGUGCAAACUCAUUUAUAGUUCAAGAUUUGGCAAAUGUCAGCAGCAGUCCAUUUCCGGUGCUGACAAUGCCAGCGCUGAACGCCAGCAGUCCGAGCAGUGAUUCGGGAGUCAGCGCAUCAUCUGUCAACGGAGCCUUACUCGACGGACAUCAGGCGGUACUCUGCCAGGAAAUGGCAUCGAUGCAGCACCCGACUACCAAAUGCAUACCUCAAGCUGUGUCCUCAAGCGGACUCCUUCACUGCGCGCCACCGCCAUUUCAGCAGGUAGUCCUUCAGCCACAGACAGAGGCCGACCCCACCGAAAAAGUCAUCCGCGCAAACGAUUGGAUUCCUAGUCCUACAGCAUCGUCUCUGACCACCUGCUCUGCUGUAUUUCUGAACUACGGCUAA